Nelumbo nucifera (sacred lotus) is the source of this 819-nucleotide messenger RNA. The record is from RefSeq and is a predicted model, not a curated record. NCBI's taxonomy places the organism in Eukaryota, Viridiplantae, Streptophyta, Magnoliopsida, Proteales, Nelumbonaceae.
AUGAUCCAAAGAAUGCUCUCCAAAGCUCUUGCUUCCAAAAGAGUGACUAAACCUAUCAAGUAUCAUGGUCUACCAGCCAGCAUUGGCAAAUCAAAGAAAGAGGCUUUCAAUUAUAUCAAAGAAAAGGUCAUGGGUAAGGCUCAAGGAUGGAAGGAGCAACUCCUUUCCCAAGCUGGAAAGGAAAUCCUUAUUAAAGUUGUAGCGUCAGCCCUCUCAGUGUACUCAAUGUCUUGUUUUCUCCUCCCUCAAGCAAUUUGUGAUGAUAUAACUAAAGCAAUGAGACAAUUUGGGUGGGGAUACAAAGAUAAUAACAAGAAAACCCAUUGGAUCAAGUGGGAUCUAUUCUGUAAAGCAAAAAAGGAAGGUGGGAUAGGGUUUAGAGACCCAAAAAGUUUGAACUUGGCUCUCAUGUGCCUGGCUAAGCAAGCUUGGAGAAUCGUGUCGAACCCAAACUCUCUCCUCGCCAUGGUGCUGAAAGGCAGAUACUUCAAGAAUGGGUCUUUCUUCCAAGCAACAGUUCCCCCGUGCAGUUCUUUGGGGUGGAGAAGCCUUAUUAAAGGUAGGGAGGUUCUUCAGAAGGGCCUAUUUUGGCAAAUUGGUAAUGGCAAUUCUAUAAAUUUUUUGACAGACCCCUGGCUCCUAAAUCCAGGUCUUCAGAUAGCUAUAACUGCUCGUCUCUCCAUUGUCAUGGUUUUUUCCAUUUUUCUUUCAUAUAGCAUAACUUGCACCAAUUGUAUGAAUACAAAAUUUGCAUCACUCUGUGAGUGCAAGGCUCAAACGGGUGUCUUGAUGCUUGAACCUUGUGUAGGUGUUUGGUAG